ACGACUGGUUUGGGACAGGAGUAAAGUUUUGUAUUGAACUGGCAGUGCAACUGGCUUUGCUUCGUCUACUUUUCUUUUUUGAAAAUACUUUAUGUUAUUAUUCAGAAACAGAAACCUGUCGGAGAAUUCUCUGUAAUUGGUCUGAAUAUUUCUAUACUCACAAGAUCAGGGUUGGUUAGAAAGUUGGCAGACGACGUCAAGCAGAGUCUAACAAAGACUUACAAGCCGCUUUCGACUUACUACACAGGACAACACCUCAAAAUUCGAGAGCGAGCGGGUGGCCAACCCUGACAAACAGCGGCAGCAGUUGGAAGUUAGGCUUAGCCUGCUACCUGCCAAGCUAAAUACUUCAUUAAAACAGAAAAUGGAACUGGAAUCGUUUUACAGUGACUAUUCUUUGGAGCAAACCGAUUUUUUUCCUCAAAACUCCAGUAACACCACAAUGGCUAGCAGCAAGAAACCCAGAGUUCCCAAAAUAAAAUUUGAGAUGGACUAUGUUCCGCGUGAUUGCAAUGCCCACAUUAUGAUUCCACCACAUGCUAUUAAACGGGAAGUGAUCAAUGAUGAUUCUUGUGUGCCUAGAUCCCUUGGAUCCAUGCAAAAAGUGCCUUCUCUGAGUGAUCUUUCUGAAGAAAGUUCGAUGGAACUUCCCACCCAGGUGCCGCCACUGACUCCAGGGACCAAUCAAAAAAUGACCCAAGCACUGACAGCUAGCUUCGGCAACUGGGAGAAGGAAAGACUAAAACUCUGUAUUCCUAAAGACCCACGUGAAUGGAGUGAGAUGGAUGUGACUCACUGGUUGAAUUGGGCAAUUCAAGAAUUCAGUUUGGAAGGGGUUAAUCUUCAUAUCCUCAGAAUGAAAGGUCGAGAUAUGUGCGAGCUUGGUAAAGAGUCUUUCCUCGCACGUGCCCCACCGUUCAUGGGUGAUAUUUUGUGGGAGCAUUUGGAUUUGUUACAGAAAGACGUGGAUAAAGAGAGAGCUUCCUUGGAAAACGUUCCUUCCAAUCUCUACGAAUCGGUAUGCAUGCCAGACUUUGACGAAUUUUUUCAACAAGGGGGAAGUUAUCCACUGCCAGAACCGAAAGUUACCCCUGUCAUGAACGGCACCGGACCCGGUACUGCCGUUCCCAAUGGCCAACCUUAUGUAGAAGGUGGAUACAAUCAUAUCACUGAAUCAAUCCACACUUUGAAUGAUAUGAACCACGAGGAGAUGGGUUUAAGCCAGCAAUUCAACGAUUCACAAGAAUACGGGUUGGAGGCCAGUACUCCUCAUCCGGGCUAUUUGGACGCUAGUCCGGAAUUUUAUCCAACGCCGUCCACUCCAGUCAUGCUUCCAGAAACCAAAUAUCAACCUACUUAUUCUACGAAAAGUUAUCCCAGAGCUCGGUACCCUCAUGAAAUGCUUCCACCUGACAGCUACAUGACUCAUCAUUAUGAGCCACCCUUCCAGACUGUUCCAGGCUCCAUCCACAGCCCAGCUGAUCAUUGGAAUCCUGAACUGUCAGGUCAUCCUGGAAUGCCAACAGGCCCAGUGAUCCAUUCUCACAAUCAACAUCAUCCGGCCUUUGUGGGAAUUUCUAUUCGGGACUCUAAUAUGCCAUUGAGCAACGUGAAUCAGAUGCAAAGCCUAAAUCAUGGCCAGUCUCUUGGACAAAGUCCUCUAACGGGAGGUGAUGAUAGCAAGCCAGUCAUUCAAGCCGCCGUUCUUGCAGGGAGCGGGCCCAUCCAGUUAUGGCAGUUCUUGUUGGAACUUUUAACCGACAAAACUUGCCAAGGAUUCAUCAGUUGGACAGGUGACGGUUGGGAGUUCAAACUAACAGAUCCCGAUGAAGUGGCCCGACGUUGGGGCAUUCGGAAAAACAAACUUAAGAUGAACUAUGAGAAGCUCAGUCGCGGGCUGAGAUAUUAUUACGACAAAAAUAUUAUCCACAAGACUGCUGGAAAACGUUACGUGUACCGUUUCGUGUGUGAUCUCCAAUCUCUCUUGGGUUACACUCCCGAAGAGCUGUACGCCAUGGUUGAUUUCAAGCCCGAGAAGAAGGAUGACGAAUAGAGUCAAUAGUGAUCUGGUCCACUAAUGUUAGACAUUACCUUUCUUGUAACUGACAAGCAGCGUUUCUCCCAUGUAUUGGUUGAAAAGGAGUGAAAAAGUUGUUCUGCCUUACUGGUUUCUCCUGGACAUUAUAUGACAAAAUGAGAUACAAUCAAGUAUUUCUUUCGUGUUUAGAAAGAUAAAAAGUUUUUUCUUACACUAUUGGAAAUCACAUUUAAUUUAGCUCUGUAGUACUAGCAGAAAUCGGUCUCAGUUGCAUGUCCAUCCGACUUUUAGAGUCAUGCAGUUUAUUCUGGUAUAACUGCUAAGGGAGAAAUCAUUGUAUAUAUGGAUAUUGCCUGACGGCUGUGUUGUCAGGAAUGUUUCAUAAGAUCUCUGUUUUUUUCUUUAUAUAUUACAGUUAUUGUAUUUUAUUAUUAAAGUGCGCUUUGUGGAAAUUGUUAGAAUAAUAGAUUUUUAAAGGUUUACAAAUAGUAGUAUUAUAAAACAUUCAGUAUUUUUGCACACUUGAUAGCCUAUUUAACUGUUUUAUGUGGUAAGAUAUAAGUUUAGAACAAACACAAAAAAUACUUUCUACCUGAUAUUUUCCUAAAGUGCCUUACACAUUAGAUGUCACAAGUUUCAUCUUACACAUAUUAUUUUACCAACUUUGAAACUACAUUGUAAUGUGAAGUUUGGAAUAUAGAAUUCUUUAACACAGAUUUUCAAAAGCUCAAAGUGACUUAAACGUUGUCGUCAUAUUUUUUAAAGAAGCGACAGCACUUUGGUCUGUUAUAAAACAUGUUAUAAAAGAAUAAAAACCACAACUGAUAUAGCACAUUUGUCCAUUCUCAACUCUAAUCUCUUGUUAUGCUGUAAUGUUAAACACACAUUCGCCGAAAAUAUUUUUUUUAGCUCAACGUUGAUGUCUUAAAUUACGAUAUCAUUGAGGAAGGUUAAAAAGCUUCAAGUAUUGUUUCUUUUUUAAAAGUUUAAAGAUGUUUCCUGCAAAUAUUUGAAAACUUGUUAAAUUUACUAUAUGUUUUGAUGAAGUUUUUAAGACUAUGAACUUAAAAAUUCUAACUUUUAUAGAAAACAGUCGAAAUAUUUUGUUUAAACAGAUCAAUAGGUCUAGAAAAUCGACGAAAGCUUAGCUGUUUCAAUCUUUCAAAAAUGAGAAAUACUGCUUAUUUUUUUAUAUGUUUAUGAACAUUGUGUCUUUUAUGGUAAACUAAAACUUUUUGUCUAUACAUAUUACUUGCGUGUGAGUUUCUCCAUGACAGCAAAGAAUAUAUGAAUGAUUAGUGCGAUAAGAUAUAAAAAUAUUUAAUUAACAUAUGAUCCGUUAUAAACUGUCAUGUUUCAAAACGUUACUUUCGAUUUAAAAUAGCAGGAAUUUGUAUUUAAUAUAUCAAUAGUGUAAAAAUUGUAAUUUCUCUUGUUAGAAUUUAUGAUGUUUAGUUCAAUUACAAUUAGCAUUGUCAAUUACGUAUUCAAUAUAUAUAUAUAUAUAUAAUAAAUUCUUAUUCUUGCUAGGCCUUCAAUGACGUUUGUAUGUGUAUGUGUGUGUUUAUUUGACGACAGCGCUGCUCUCUCGUGGCGAAGUAGAUAGACACUGUUCAAGGACGAAGCACAGCAGAUUGUUUGUAAUUAUUUUCUUUUUUUUUAUAUUUAUCUGCUUCCAGUUUAGCAAUGGUCACAUAAUUUAGCCGGUUGUGUAGUUGUACCUUAAAUACAUGUGAUAGUACUUUUAAUUUUCAUAAUUAAGUUUAACCUGUAAAAAUACCUUUGAUUGUAAGUUUUGGUGAUACCAAUAUCUUGGAAGUGGAUAUCUUAUUUAGAAUAGACUUCAUGUAUAAUCGUUCUUAUGAUAAUAACCUUUUAUAAUCCCAGCCAAAAAUGAAUAAUUCGCCAUUAUCUUAACUUUGAGUUGUAAAGAAUCAUAAAGGUAUGUUGUGAUGAAGUUUCUUAAAAUUAAUUUUCUUAGUCCGUUAACUAUGCUUUCGUUUCAUGAAACUUAUAUACAGCAGAAAAAAUAAAGGUAUUUUACAGACUAUAAAUUUCCUUGAAAAUAAGUGGUAUCUGCUGUCAACUCUGACUUAUUAUAAACCUUUCCUUCUUCUUGUUAUGUAUUUUUGGAAAUCUUUCGUGAAAACAAGGGACUGUGUUUAGUGUCUGGAUUUUAAAUGAUGACCCUGGUGACAAGAAUAGCCUUCUGUCACCCGUUAUGUUUUAUAUACUCCUAUGAGCACAAAAUGGAUGUAGGACUAGCCAUAUCAGAUUUUACAAUAGAGUAGCAAAUUCAUGAAAUUACACAUUAUUUCUUCAUGUGACGAGCUACCCUUACCAACAAUGUUAAUCAUCCAUCUAUAACUUUCACGAAUCUUGAAUUUUGAUUAUUCAACAUGUGUAAAGCAUAUAAUAAAUAAAAAUAUGUUUGAUUUCA
This is a messenger RNA of Limulus polyphemus (Atlantic horseshoe crab), 4478 nucleotides long. Its product is annotated as protein C-ets-1-like. The transcript has 9 exons. Gene Ontology annotation, molecular function: DNA-binding transcription factor activity, RNA polymerase II-specific; sequence-specific DNA binding. The record is from RefSeq and is a predicted model, not a curated record. Bases 365 to 2053 code for a protein of 562 amino acids. Gene Ontology annotation, cellular component: nucleus. NCBI's taxonomy places the organism in Eukaryota, Metazoa, Arthropoda, Merostomata, Xiphosura, Limulidae. Gene Ontology annotation, biological process: cell differentiation; regulation of transcription by RNA polymerase II.